This is a messenger RNA of Xiphophorus maculatus (southern platyfish), 962 nucleotides long. RefSeq names its product family with sequence similarity 206 member A (gene abitram). Gene Ontology annotation, biological process: dendrite morphogenesis; regulation of filopodium assembly; regulation of actin filament polymerization. Gene Ontology annotation, cellular component: lamellipodium; filopodium tip; dendrite. The transcript is spliced from 6 exons. Gene Ontology annotation, molecular function: actin monomer binding; actin filament binding. The record is from RefSeq and is a predicted model, not a curated record. Lineage: Eukaryota; Metazoa; Chordata; Actinopteri; Cyprinodontiformes; Poeciliidae. The coding region runs from base 112 to 654 and encodes 180 amino acids.
UGGUGUCACGCCGUUACAUUUCCGUCAAGCUAAGCACAUAUGAAGCAAAUGUGUUCAGGUUUAUUAUUAUUAUUUAUUUAAUUGUUUAAGGUUGUUGGUUGAAUUGUCUUGAUGGACUGUGUGGAGCAGAGUAACGCAGACGCAGAAGCGCCCUCUGUUAUCGGCCGAUAUUUCACACGGUGGUACAGAGCAGAUAUGAAGGGAAAAUUGUGUGAGGAUCAUUGCAUCUUACAACAUUCAAACAGGUUGUGCGUUGUGACCUUAGCAGAAACUCAUCCGAUACUUCAGGAUGGACGCGCAAUCAAAAGCAUCAAUUACCAGAUCAGUAACGGCUGCAGUCGCUUGAAUAAUAAAGUGUCCGGGAAGUCCAAACGGGGGGCGCAGUUCCUUACAGAUUUUGCACCUUUGUGCAGGAUAAUGUGCUCAGAUGACACGGAGUACACAAUCUACAGUUGCAUAAGGGGGCGUCUUCUGGAAGUCAAUGAGAACAUUUUAGAAACCCCAAAUCUCUUGCUAGAAAAGCCGUCUACUGAAGGAUAUAUUGCUGUCAUCCUUCCAAAGUUUGAGGAAAGCAAGAGCAUAACUGAAAACCUCCUGACAAGAGAAGAGUUUGAGGCUGUCGUUUCCAAACGCAGUUUGUCACAACCCCCCUAAUGGAUCAUUGAAGACUAACCUGAUCCGAAAGAGUUUCUUUGGUUUUCUCCUCUCACUCUCUCUCUCCAGGUUGGUUCAAAACAAAGACUGAGAAAGUUGACUGACUGACUCUCCUGUAAGACACUUAUGCAACAGAAGGAAAGUGCCUUCAGUUUAUCAUGUUACAAAGACUCCAGGAUGUUUUCAACUUAAAAGUGCUUUAAUUGUGACUAAUUUGUUUUUAUGUUAUUUGAGUAAUAUAAGAGAAAGCAACAAAGUCUUCUGUGAAAUGCUGCAGAUAAUUUGCAGGUGUAUUUUGUUGUUGUUUU